AUGCGCGCGUCGGACAUUCUUUUGCCCAUCGCGGCUGCCAGCAUUGUUGCCGGCUCACCUCUGGUCUUCGAAGAACGUGAUGCCAACACAUGUACAAUCAAAAGCAUUCAGUCUGUUGUCGCCAAAUUGAAUCCUGCUAUUGCCACACCUUAUUGCCAGUCUCUUCUCAAAAUUUCUACAAAAACUGCGACCAAAACAUUGAAACCUUCAAUUCCUUCAAAACAUAUCGUAACGACGACUGUGCACAAAACAAUCACUUCAACCAAGUAUGCUUAUGCUGCAAACCGAAAAAUGCAUGAAAGAUUAACAGUUCGCAGAAAAGUCACCAAAGAUGUCACGGCCACGACAUCUAGCUCAUUCAAUGCAUCGGACACAAGAGUCAAGAAGAGCACUAGCACAUCUAGCAAGAAAAGCAGCAGUUCUACCAAGAUCAGUAGCAGUCAAAAAGCCAGUAGCUCUGCCUCAUCUUCAAGCUCAUCGCGAUCGAGCUCGAGCUCAAGAACCAUGCCCGUUCCGUCAAAAGUAUCUUCCUCCAGCCCAUCCUCCAGCCACACUGUGGUACUGUCGACAAGCAGCAGUCUAUUGUCAUCAAGCAUGACCUCGGCGAGAUCAUCAAGCAGCAUCCCAUCAACUCCAACGUCAUCUUCCAGCAGCAUCAGAAGUUCGACAACGAGUUCAUCAAGCAGUGUCCAUCCUAUUUCAUCCUCGGUGGCCAUCACGCCAAGCAUGGGCUCUUCAAGCAGCAACCUGCCCAUGUUUAGCUCCAGCAGUACAUCACAAGGAAUUUCAAGCAUGACUUCCAUCACGGUAACAACUUCGGAUGUUGUGUCUACAUCGGAGAGUGACUCAACGUCGAAGUCAGAGACUGCCUCAAGCUCAUCAACCACCUCGGCAUCAUCUUCACCUCUGAUUACUGUGUCAACAACGGGCAGCAGUCAAUACACCUCCAUGAGUCCAUCCUCGAGUCCCUCAAGUAACACUACGGCCUCUACCGAUGUAGCCUCCUUCUCGAACACAACAUCGACAAGUACGGGAAGUACCGCACCAUCUGCAGGAUUUGGCAAUGUUACGUCGAGUGCAGCAGAAUCAAGCGCAGGGGUGGGUAAGCGUGACUUGGAGCAGCGUGGAAACGUGGCAGUGUCAACGAAGAAGACGACCAGCAGCAAAAAAGUGUCAUCGACGAAGAAGCCCAGCACAAGCGUCAAGUCGACCAGCACCAAGAAGGUGACGACCAGUAGCAAGAAAGCCAGUACCUCGUUAAAACCUAUCUCUACAACAAAGAAGGCCAUCUCGAGUACAAGUCCCGUCAAGACGUCAAGCAUUCCCAUCAACAAGGGCCAGCCAGCGCUUUUCAAUGGACUCAACAACGCACAGCAGUCAAGCAUCUGCAGCUGCUUGCACGUGCCUACUCCUACCUUCACAAGAAGCAUCUUUGUGGACACGUUUACCACGGUUACGUCAACAGUGACGGCUGUUCAAACUCUUGUCAGUUCGACCACAACGACAGCAUAUCACACUACGACGGCGAGACCUGAUCUCUUCUACAUGCAAGUUUCGAGCAAAAGCAAGACAUCGGUUGACGGACAGUGGGCGGUACUACGAGGCGAACUUCUUGGAUUCACGUCAGGAAAGGCGGGAGCCAGCGAGUUCUUCUUCGCCGAGCCCAAUUUGCUGGUAGAGUAUCAGUCGAACUUCUUGGCCAAUGUCGAAGGGGGAGAUUGGGCAACGUCUUUCUACAUGAACUCGGUUUGGAAGAUGUACAACGUGUCUGCGGUACCGCUGGCUUGUGGUAACAAGGGUGGAGUACUCUCAUGCCAGAGUGGUGAUCUCGAGCAGUUGUACUGGUGCUCGGUUUGGGGCACAACAUCUCUGGUUCUUGGGCCUUCAACCUACGACAAUGGGUUGUGCAAGCCUGUGUCGCUCGACAUUGUACCGGCAUGA
Molecule: messenger RNA, 1941 nt
Organism: Aureobasidium melanogenum CBS 110374
Lineage: Eukaryota; Fungi; Ascomycota; Dothideomycetes; Dothideales; Saccotheciaceae
Exons: 2
Coding region: 1-1941 (646 amino acids)
Source: RefSeq, a predicted model, not a curated record